Messenger RNA from Leptidea sinapis, 3679 nucleotides. RefSeq lists its product as uncharacterized. NCBI's taxonomy places the organism in Eukaryota, Metazoa, Arthropoda, Insecta, Lepidoptera, Pieridae. The transcript is spliced from 10 exons. The record is from RefSeq and is a predicted model, not a curated record. Bases 181 to 3552 code for a protein of 1123 amino acids.
AAUUACAUGUAAACAUCAUAUAAACUUAACAAGCACUACGACUCGAAUAGUACUGGUUGGCUGUAUAUAGAAUAUAUUAUAUCUAUUGCACAUGUUCACAUGUUAAAUAUGGAGGUGUGAUGGAGUCGAAGAAUUCAAGAUUUUUAUGUUAGUGGAUAAUAUGUUAUAGGAGAUAUAGAGAUGGCCAACAAUAAAGUAAAUUAUAAUAAGACGAAAGGAAGAGAUGAGAAAAUUAGAGUAGCAAAAGGCUCUGCUUUUAAUAGUGAAGAUACAGAUGAGGCUGAUUGUUCUAUUCUUCGAAAACCAAUAAAGACUAGUGUGACUGGAUUUGCUCAAGCUAGAAAAAUAUUCGAUUUCGCAACUGAAGAACUAAAACAGUUAUUAUCAAAUGAAUGUGAUUUGUUAUAUGAAUGCAAAGUGUGCAGAAACAUAUUUCGCAGUUUGGUGAACCUUAUAUCACACAAAAGAAUUUAUUGCAAAGAAAAAUUUAAUGAUGUUAAACAUGGGCACUUUUUGAAUAAUACUUUAACCGCAAAUGAAGUUUCAAAAAUAAAGGCAUUAGAAAUAGCAUAUCAACAGUCAUUAAAGGAUAAUAUGAAAAUAGAAGAUAUUGAUAAUAAUGAACGAAUACCACUUACAAAAGACUUAUCAUCAGUUGUUGAGAAUAUUGUUACAUCCCGUGGUAUAAAAGAUAGUGACUUGGAGAGUCAACAAGUUGUUCUUCAAAAUAUACCUAAAACAUCAGUUGCUGUUUACCAAAAUGUUUUAUACAACUGUGAUAAAAAUGAUGAUAUGAAAACUCAGGUAAAAGAAAUUGAAUCAUUACUUACAAAGGAUUCAGCUGUUUUGCAAAAAGAUGGAACUUUUAAAGUUGAACAAAGUAAUUUUGAUCCAGAUAAUGUUAUACAAAUUAGUGAUGAAGAUGAUGCUAGUGGUGAUUUAGAACUGAAGUGCAAGAAGUGUGACCAAAAAUUUUCCACACAAAAAACUCUGAAAUCCCAUAUGAAGACAAAACAUGUAGAAACACGUCUGGUCUAUCCAUGUCCUGAUUGCUUAGAAAUAUUCUCUACAUCAUGGAGUGUUUAUCGACAUCUCUUUAAGAUUCACCGUAAAACUGCAGCGCAGAUUCGAAGAAUGCGGGAAUCGAUUCAGGCAAAGGCGUUCCGAAGAAAUAAUCCGCCAGCAUUUUACGAGAAGCGUAAGGGUAAUGCGAAAACUGGCCCUCCGCAGAAGAUAAGUGAGGAAGACAGGAUGGACCAAGAGAACCAGGCGUGGAUGGACAACAUGGAAGGCGAUGGAGAAUUGCCGCGAUGUGGUGGUUGUGGACGAACUUUUGAGCGGCGGGCAGCCUUGGUGGCACACACCAACACAUGUCAACCGAGAUCUAGAGCACUGGCCCGGCGACCACAAGAAACUAAGAAAAUCGAAAUACAAAUAAGAAAAGACUACAAUAAGGAGCCGACUUAUUUGACUUUGCAGGCAAAAUCCCAAGAUGACAUAUCAAAUGAAGGAAAGGAAAACACAAAUGAAGGAUCGCCAGCUAAAAAUCUACCCCAACAAGAAAAAAUUCAAAAAAGUCACGGAAGUACGUUGACUGAAGCUAUUAUGAGCAUAGUUGGUGUAAAUAGUAAAGACGAGGAUGAGAAUGAAAUGUCAGAAUAUAGGGACCAAAAUGCAUGUAUUGAAAAGUUGGAACCUCUAUAUAAACUACCUUACUCACACCAAGCCGAAAAAAGUAACUUUGACAUGUUAAAACAAAAGCUUCUGCAGGAUGCCGACAUACUUCAGCUCAUAUGUAAAAAAUGUGAUUGUAAAUUUCAAGAAAUCACUCAACUCUUCGAUCAUAUAGCGAUACAUUAUAAAUGGAUGCGAUAUGCGUGUAAACUUUGCAAUUUUAAACAUUACGAAUUUGAAAAAGUACCAGAGCACGUAAAAAUUGUACACAAACUGAAGGGUGACAAUGAUUUUUACUGUAGUACAGUUAAAGCAAUUAAUGGACUUGAAGCAACCGAACUUGUUGAAUCUAAUGAAGAUCAAAAUGACAUAAAUGAUACAAGCCCCAAUUCUAGACGACUAAGUAGAUGUUCCAGUGAUUCUAGCAAACUUUCUGAUGAUAGCUCUUCAAGCACUUCUCGUUUGGAUAAUGUUGGAUCGAGAAAAAGAAAGAUGAAUACAUUCCGAAAUACUUCAAAAAAGAAGAAGGAAAUUGAGUUCAAAAAUGAAGAAAAAGAUGGUGAUACUUCCGUUCAAAAAGAAAUUCCUCUUAGCGAGAUUGAGUCUUCAUCUAAUUCCCGUGGAUUUGAAGAAAACUCGUCAGACAUUGACGAUUCUGAUGAAAAAACUCCAAAAACGCCUGUCAAAGACUGUAAACCUAUCAAUACUAGGCCUGUUCGUAAGAGAACGAAGCCAGUGAAUAAUGACUUUUUAUAUGAUCUUUCUACUCUUCUGAAAAAAGAAGUUCAAAGUCAAAGAGAUUCACUAGUUAUGAAUAGUGUUAAAACUGCCGCCACUAAAAAGAAAUCCCAAGAUUUUCUUAAUAAUUUUAAAACAUUAAACAAAGAUUGUCUUGGAGCUUUGUAUACACUAUCAAAAAAGUCAUGUGAUUGUAGUAAAGCGCAUAUGAAAACAGAAUUUCCCCGAGCUUUAAAAUCAGAAAAAGAACAAAGAAUUUCUAAUAUAUUUGUUAGGCCUAUGUUGCCUAAAAUAACACGUUCAGAUAAAGUUUCGCCUGCCAAACUAGAUCCAGAAAAUAGGACUAAGAAAGACACAAUUCUCACGACUACUCAACCUGAGACUCAACCAACAGAUGACACAAAUGAAAAUCCGAAAACUAGUAAACCUUGUCAAUCUGAAAGUGAUCCAUCUGAUGACAAACCAGUACCUUUAAAACCUUGUGAUAAUACUGUUGAAAUACAUAUAAAAAACAAUACAUUAGAAUCAAAACAGGAAAAUUCUAGUAGUAGUAUAAAGAAAAAUGUCAGAUUACCCAUUGCAGUUCCGAUUAAAUUAAACAAAAGUCUAGAUCUAAUAAGGAAUCCGUUAAUCAAGAAAAAUAUUUCUGAUUUUGAUAAAGCUGGGAUGAAAACUAAAAUUGUUGUUAUUAAACAAAUUAAUAGAAAAGAUGGAACUAAGACUAUUAAUGCCCCAUUAACGCUGCAAACCAUAAAGUUGAAAAAAGAUCCUAAAUUACUAACAGCUAAUGAAGAAAAAUCUGAAAAAGUAGUUGUUGUGCAAGUUCCCAAAGUGGAUUGUGUCCUUCCACGCCCAGGAUUACCAAUUCAAAAUAACGAAAAUGACAAUUUAUCGGAUAAAGUUAUUCCUACAGUUUUCAACAGUCAAAUCAUCAGAACUUCACCUGACACUGAGAAAAUCUGUGAAAAUCAUGAACUGCACAAAAGUAAUAUAGAUCAGAUAAAUGAAAGCAGCACAGAUGUAAAUGAUACAAAGUUACCUCUAGAAGAAGUAUGUGUAAAUGAAGAAACUGUAUCAUCUAAUACCGAAAAUUUGGUCACACCUAAUGUAGAUAUUACCUCAGACCAGAACAGUGUAUAAUUAAUACUUCAAAUCUUGACUAUAGACAUUAUUUUGUCGUAAGUCUAUAGCUAUAUUAUAAUAUAGUAUGUGUAUAUAAAAAAUUGUGCUCUACCAUUAAUUAACAAUAAAAUGUUAAGUCAUUUCA